Capsicum annuum is the source of this 1471-nucleotide messenger RNA. RefSeq names its product dnaJ protein homolog 1. Gene Ontology annotation, molecular function: protein-folding chaperone binding. Bases 233 to 1288 code for a protein of 351 amino acids. Lineage: Eukaryota; Viridiplantae; Streptophyta; Magnoliopsida; Solanales; Solanaceae. The transcript is spliced from 3 exons. Gene Ontology annotation, cellular component: cytosol. The record is from RefSeq and is a predicted model, not a curated record.
CUGGAAAGUUCUACAUUCUUCUCCCUUUUUACUAACCUCUGUUUUCUGGACUCAUCUUUAUCCUUCUCCUAAUAUAAUAAUAACACGAAACACUUCUCACACCACCAAAUCCCAAAAUUCCAAAACACAGAAGUUAUCCUCUACAUAAAUAAAUAAUCCUUGUUUUAUACUAGUAUUUAUUUUUUUCAAAUUUAUAAGUUGAAGACGUGGUGAAGAAGCCAAAUUUAGAAGGAUGGGUGUAGAUUAUUAUAAGAUAUUGGGUGUUGAUAAGAAUGCUAAAGAUGAUGAUUUGAAGAAAGCUUAUAGAAAAUUGGCUAUGAAAUGGCAUCCUGAUAAGAACCCAAAUAACAAGAAAGAAGCUGAAGCUAAAUUCAAACAGAUUUCUGAAGCCUAUGAGGUGUUGAGUGAUUCCCAAAAAAGGGCAAUAUAUGAUCAGUAUGGGGAAGAAGGUCUUAAAGGGCAAGUGCCACCACCAGAUGCUACUGGUGGACCUGGUGGAGCUACAUUUUUCCAUACAGGUGAAGGGCCAAAUGUGUUUAGAUUCAAUCCAAGAAAUGCCAAUGAUAUCUUUGCUGAAUUUUUUGGGUUUUCGAGUCCAUUUGGUGGGGGUAUGGGAGGUGGUCCUGGUGGUGGGAUGGGGGGUGGACCUGGUGGGAUGAGAGGUACAAGGUUUUCCAGUUCAAUGUUUGGGGAUGAUAUUUUUGGUUCAUUUGGAGAAGGCAGACCAAUGAGUUCAGGUUCACGGAAGGCGCCACCGAUCGAAAGAACAUUGCCUUGUAGUCUAGAAGAACUUUAUAAGGGGACAACCAAGAAGAUGAAGAUCUCUAGAGAGAUUGCUGAUGCAAGUGGGAGAACUUUACCAGUAGAAGAAAUUUUAACGAUUGACAUCAAACCUGGCUGGAAAAAGGGAACUAAGAUUACAUUCCCAGAGAAAGGAAACGAAGAGCCAAAUGUCGCCCCUGCAGAUCUCAUGUUCAUAAUUGAUGAAAAACCGCACAGUGUCUUCACAAGGGACGGGAAUGACCUCGUGACCAAUCAGAGAAUCUCACUUGCUGAAGCAUUAGCAGGCUACACGGUGCAUCUAACGACGCUUGAUGGAAGAAAACUGACUAUUCCAAUCAACAAUGUAAUACAUCCAAACUAUGAAGAGGUAGUCCCAAGGGAAGGAAUGCCAAUACCAAAAGAUCCUUCAAAGAGGGGGAAUUUGAGGAUCAAGUUCAACAUCAAGUUCCCUGCAAGGUUAACAGCAGAACAGAAGACUGGAAUUAAGAAGUUGCUUACUUCCUAGGCCAAAUUGUUUACGAUCGGCGCCCAUAGCAUCUUUACAGUCCGUGUUCUGUUUUAGUCCUUUUUAAUUUUUUCUUUCUUUCUUGGGGUAAUUGGUUCCCUUGUAGUAUAUCUCUAUAUUCUAGCUACAAAUUGCGUGUGUAAGUCAAUAAAAAUAUGUGAUAGUAAUAAAAGGAUUUUGACA